Molecule: messenger RNA, 837 nt
Organism: Papaver somniferum (opium poppy)
Lineage: Eukaryota; Viridiplantae; Streptophyta; Magnoliopsida; Ranunculales; Papaveraceae
Product: BTB/POZ and MATH domain-containing protein 3-like
Exons: 3
Coding region: 1-837 (278 amino acids)
Biological process (GO): protein ubiquitination
Molecular function (GO): protein binding
Source: RefSeq, a predicted model, not a curated record
AUGGCCCGCGCAGCAAAAAGGCCGAAAGUUUCGUCGUCGCAGUCGAUUUAUGAGACCGUGGAAGGUUCUCUUGAGUAUGAGAUAAAAGGGUAUUCUCUAGCAAAGGGAAUGGGAGUCGGUAACUCCAUGACUAGUGGAAAAUUCACAGUUGCUGGUUAUGAUUUGAGUAUACGUUUUUAUCCAGACGGCUAUGAUCAAGCUAGCAAAGACUGUAUAUCUGUAGCCGUUACGUUACUAAAGUUUAAUAAAGGAGAUACCGCCAGGGUAUUAUUGGAAUUUAAACUACUGGACCAAACCGGACAAGGGAAAUAUGGUGUCUAUGCCACUUCUAACUCUCCGUUAACGAUACACUCGGAAUGGAUAUGGGGAAGUACAAGGUAUAUGUCCAGGUCGGACUUCGAGACCUCAAAUUAUCUCAAAGAUGAUUGUCUUAGCAUUCAUUGUAUAGUCGGAGUACUACAAGAGCGAACUCGUGUUGAAGAGCGGAAAGUUAUUCCUGUACCUCCAUCAGAUAUGAGUCAGAAUCUCAAGGGUUUGCUGCAAUCUGAAAUUGGUUCUGAUGUUACUAUUCAAGUUGGCAAUGAACUCUUCAGAGCCCAUAAGUCGAUACUUGCAGCUCGAUCUCCUGUAUUUAGAGCUCAGUUCUUUGGAUUAGUGGGUAAUCCAGACAAGGAAAAGGUAGCCAUUGAAGAUUUUGAUCCUUUUGCCUUUAAGGCCAUGUUGUUAUUUUUAUACUCAGAUGAGCUUCCUGAACCGCAUGAACUUUCUGAUUCAGAUUCCCUUUGCAAUUCAACUACAAUCGCGCAACUUCUAUUAGCUGCAACAGAUAUAAUGUGA